Sesamum indicum (sesame) is the source of this 1121-nucleotide messenger RNA. RefSeq names its product glutathione S-transferase-like. Gene Ontology annotation, cellular component: cytoplasm. Gene Ontology annotation, biological process: glutathione metabolic process. Gene Ontology annotation, molecular function: glutathione binding; glutathione transferase activity. NCBI's taxonomy places the organism in Eukaryota, Viridiplantae, Streptophyta, Magnoliopsida, Lamiales, Pedaliaceae. The record is from RefSeq and is a predicted model, not a curated record.
GUGUGCACACAUGCAAUUCUCCAAUAGAAUUUCAUGCAAAAUUAAAGGUACACGAUGUCUACUGCUAUUAAAUUAUAUCUGAGAAGGCAGAAGGAACCUACUUUUAAUUAAAUUCAUUGAUUAUCAAACUUGGAAGGCUCCCAGCAUACUAGAACAAGAAACAUCACUAUAUAUAAAUACCUGCUGCAUAUCUCCCUUCCAUCUCAUCCUUAACAAGCACUUCAUCAUUUCAGUUUUUUCACCUUCUCAGCAUAAAAUGGCAAUCAAAGUCCACGGCAGCGCGUUCUCGAUUGCAGUAAUGAGAGUGUUUGCUUGCCUCAAUGAGAAAGGGCUGGAGUAUGAGUUUGUUCGGGUUGACAUGAGGGCGGGUGAGCACACAAAGGAGCCUUUCCUUUCCCUCAACCCGUUUGGUCAAGUCCCAGCCUUUGAAGAUGGGGACCUGAAACUCUUUGAAUCGAGGGCAGUCAAUCAAUACAUUGCACAUGCUUAUGCGGACAAGGGAAACCCAUUGAUAUGCCAGGAUCCAAGAAAGAUGGCCAUUGUAUCUUUGUGGAUGGAGGUGGAAGCCCAGAAGUAUGAUGCUCCAGCUGCAAAGUUAACCAGGGAACUCAUCAUUAAGCCAUUACUGGGGAUGUCAACAGAUGAUGCGAUUGUUGAAGAGCAAGAAGUUCAGCUGGCUAAGGUUCUCGAUGUGUACGAAGCUCGAUUGGCACAGUCCAAGUAUUUGGGUGGUGACAGCUUCAGUCUCGCAGAUCUCCAUCACCUCCCCACAAUGAACUAUUUGAUUGGAACACGCGUUAAAGCAGUUUUUGACGCACAUCCUCAUGUGAGUUCUUGGUGUGCGGAUAUCUUGGCAAGGCCAGCUUGGCAAAAGGUUGUUGCCAUGAAAAACAACCAGCGACUUUAAAGAGUCUUCACGGAUAGCACAAUAGCAGCUUGUUUCACUGCUCAGUGUUUUUCCUGUAAUUUCCUGUUUCACAUCUUAAAUCAGAAAGGCAUAUAAAGGGUCUGUCAACCAGUCAUAGAACUAAUUGUCAGCUUGCUGUCUUUCUAAAAUAAAGUUCUACCUUUGUUGUUGCAUUUCUAUGGAAAAUAAGAAAUACACCCAACGUUGAGAUUCA